Closterium sp. NIES-65 is the source of this 1320-nucleotide messenger RNA. NCBI's taxonomy places the organism in Eukaryota, Viridiplantae, Streptophyta, Zygnematophyceae, Desmidiales, Closteriaceae. The record is from the annotation of a GenBank genome assembly.
AUGGCGGUUUCGUCUAUCCAGAAUGCCGCUCCCGCGCGGCGGGCCCCUCGUACCUCCUUUCCGUCCGUCGCGGCGAUCUUCGCCGUUGUCUCCGUGAUGCUCCUCGCUGCUAUCACCCACCUUCCGCUAACCGUGCGCGCGGAUAACGUUCCGCCCGCCGUCGUUCCCCCCGCCGCCGUUGUUCCCCCCGCCACCGUCGUCCCGCCCGCCGUCGUCCCGCCUGCCGUCGUUCCCCCCGUCGUCGUUCCCCCCGCCGCCGUCGUUCCGCCCACCGCGCCGUUCGCGCAAGCCGCCCCGGGCACGCUCCUGGCGUUCUACAACCGCCAGUACUUCGCCAACUCGCCGAAAUCCCUCCCGUUUGUCGCGAUUCGCCCCAACCCGGCUGUAGCGUGCUACGACCUGCCGCCGGAUUUCGCGCGCAGCGUGGGCUCGGCGCGCGUAUGGUGGAACACGAAGGAUAACCAGCCGGAGCAUAUUAACUGCGGGACGGUGUGGUUCUUUCCCGGUUAUGGCUGCAUGGGCGCUGCGACUGGGAUUCGCAGGCCUGGGAGCUUGAAUACCACCGCCCCCAGAUACAACGCGUACAGCAAGCUGCCAGCACAGAUGGCCACAGCUGCUUCCGUCGGCUGCUCUUUCUUCCCCGACCCGUGUGCGGUCAUUGCAUGUGCCGAUCCCAACGCUAUGUGCAAGUCAAACAAGGGCACAACUCACCUUUGCCGCUGCCAGCCAGGCUUCACCAGUAUCAACGGCACGUGCACUGACGUGUGUACGCAGAAGCAGUGUCCUCUCAACUCCACCUGCAUCCCCCGGGGCAGCCUCGCCACCUGCCGCUGCGACCCGGGCUUUGACCGGCAGGAGGACGGCACGUGCUCGCCCACGCCAGCCAACAAGGAAUGGUUGCAGCCUCACAACGAGGCACGCGCUGAAGUUGGCUCACCGUUAUUGAUCUGGAACGAAACACUGGCAGCAGCAGCCCUGACCUGGGCGCAGCAGCUAGUGAACUCCACGGCAGCCUGUUUCAACACCACACUAGAAUCCUCCUCCUCACUGCCCUACGGCCAGAACACACUCGCAGCAGUUAACACCUCUCCUUCUGAAGCCGUGCAGAUAUGGACGGACGAGGCCGCCCGGUACUCGCGCUCGCCGUACCCCUUUGGGUGCAACGGGUUACAGCUGAGGAACUGCGUGCACUUCAUUCGGGCUGUGUGGAACACCACUCUCAGCGUGGGCUGUGCUGUUGUACCCUGCAAGAACAACUGGCAGACCUUUGUCUGCAAUUACUACCCCAAGGGGGCUAUUCCCGGAGCAUACCCUUACUAA